Neurospora tetraspora is the source of this 1092-nucleotide messenger RNA. Its product is annotated as thymidylate synthase/dCMP hydroxymethylase domain-containing protein. The record is from RefSeq and is a predicted model, not a curated record. Gene Ontology annotation, cellular component: cytosol; mitochondrion. Gene Ontology annotation, biological process: dTMP biosynthetic process. The transcript is spliced from 2 exons. Gene Ontology annotation, molecular function: thymidylate synthase activity. Lineage: Eukaryota; Fungi; Ascomycota; Sordariomycetes; Sordariales; Sordariaceae. The coding region runs from base 1 to 1092 and encodes 363 amino acids.
AUGACAGUCACCCCAUCCGAACCCGCUGCGCCGGCGCAGUCGCAGUCGCAGUCGCAAACCUCGUCCUCCUCUCCCACCAACCCACCAAAGCGCCACGAAGAAUACCAAUACCUCGAUCUCGUCCGCCAAAUCCUUGACGAAGGUGAACUCCGUGAAGACCGAACAGGAACAGGCACCUACUCCAUCUUCGCCCCGACGCCCCUAAAAUUCGCCCUCUCCCGACCUUCCUCACCUUCAUCAUCGGACCCGUCCUCUCCAAACUACACCUACACCCCGAUCCUCCCGCUCCUCACAACCAAGCGCGUCUUCACCAAAGCCGUCCUCCUCGAGCUCCUCUGGUUCAUCAGCGCCUCUACUUCCUCCACCACCCUCUCCGCCCAGGGAGUCAAAAUCUGGGACGGCAACGGUUCCCGCGCCUUCCUCGACAUGCUCGGCCUCACGCACCGCAAAGAAGGCGACCUGGGUCCCGUGUACGGCUUCCAAUGGCGGCACUUUGGCGCCGAGUACGUCGAUUGCGAGACCGACUAUACGGGGCAGGGCGUGGACCAACUCCAGCGCAUCAUCGACACUCUGAGAAAAAACCCGUACGAUCGGAGACUGAUUCUGAGUGCGUGGAAUCCCAAGGACAUGAGCCAGAUGGUGCUGCCGCCUUGUCACAUGUUUGCGCAGUUUUAUGUGUCGUACCCGGGGUCGAGGACACGGGGGGCACAGGCACAGGCACAGGCACAGAAGGAGGGGGACACACCAAAAGAGAAGCCAAGGGGUCACUUGCACUGCCAGUUGUAUCAGCGGUCCUGCGAUAUGGGAUUGGGAGUGCCCUUCAACAUUGCCAGCUACGCGCUGCUGACGCACAUGCUCGCGCACGUGUGCGAUUUGGUACCGGGGAGCUUGACUCAUGUUAUGGGCGAUGCGCACGUCUAUCUCAACCAUGUGGACGCGCUCAAGACGCAGCUGGAGCGCGAGCCGAGGGAGGUCCCGACGUUGGAGAUCAAGAGGGAGAAGGGCGGCAGUAUUGAUGGGUGGAAGGCUGAGGAUUUUGUUAUCAAGGGGUAUGAGCCACACAAGACUAUUGCCAUGGAGAUGUCUGUCUAG